UUUAAACUAGUCAGGAUAUCAGAUGGGCAAAAAUACUUGAGGGUUGUUUGUUUCACUAAGGUCACGGCUCCGCUUCGAUUUCUACUUUUCUCUAAAAAUAAACGCUUGCGUUUAAUCUUUUUGUGACAGGCGUUCCGUUGUGGGGGAAAUACACCAUCAAUAUCAGAUUAAUUCCUUGAUCAUCAGAAUCAACUGCAGGUGUGAAUUCAUGUCUGUAUUUUCUCCCCAAAUAUACUGCCCAGUGUUUGUGCCAAGUGGAGACGACAUGACUGAGGUGAUGAUCAGUAGCACCCCCAUGGAGGACAUAAGGCUCAGCCCCAGCAAGGACCGGCUCUCCUUCCAGAUCUUUCCAGACCCCUCAGACUUCGAGCGCUGCUGUAAGCUGAAAGACCGCCUGCCCUCCAUUGUAGUGGAGCCCACGGAGGGAGAAGUGGAGAGCGGCGAGCUGCGUUGGCCUCCUGAGGAAUUCAUUGUCAGUGAAGAAGAGGAGAAGGAGAACCAUGGCAAAAGCCAAACUGGACAGCCAACACAGAACAACCAGGACUAGAGGCCAAACGACAAACCCUACUCCCACCUACAUCCCACUCGCACUUAACCACUCACUGAGUGACUAGGGGAACACAUGUCAGUGAUGCUCACUUUCCUUCCCUAGACACCAAAGCAUCACUCUGAAGAGACACAAUAUGCAUGCUUUACUUAAUCUACCUUUUGGAUUUCACCUCUGUUGCUUAACCACACCACACACACACACACACACACACACACACACACACACACACACACACACACACACACACACACACACCUAUAUGUAUGAAAAUACACACACACCAAGCACCCCUGUGUCUCACCCUAAAAUGCAGGUCCAGUAAAACGGUGGCAGCUCAGUGCUCCAUGGACAGAUCUCGUACUGAAGGAGACUACAAUGCCCACGCCAAAUCUGCUGGCCACAUGACUCCAGAGACUCUUGUACCCAGAGACUACUGCUUUGGUACGCAAGCGGAUUUCUGUUUUUCAUCCCUUCGAUAUAUGGAUUGAAAUGUACAUGACUACGAUUGCCGUCUGUGGAUCUCAUAGUCUGUCUUAGUCUUGUGUGUAUGUUGGUGGGGUUUGUGUUGUUCGUUUCGGUGGAUUGUGAUGACUGACAGGAAGUAGGGGUUACUGUGAACAACAGAGGCCGUUAGUCUCCGUUGGGCAAAGGAGUAACUUUUACACUGAGAGGGAACUCUUCCCUACUUCUAUAAAAGUUAAUGAUAUGUACAGUAUAAUAUGAACGCUGGUUGUGCACGGAAACACUCAUCUGCUUUGUUUUUUCCCUUGUCUUGCCCCCCUGAUGACAUUUGAUAGGUAUUGAAGGGGGGGGGGGAUUAGUCAAUAUGAAUCAAUAUAUAUUUUUUUAGAUGUAGUGAUUUAAAACCAACAAUGUCACUAAAAUAGACACUCGGUGAAGGACAUUUUUGCCCUCUGAGCCAAUACCUGAGGUUAUUGUUGAUUGGUUUAUUUUGUUAUUGUCACGAAACAUUCAUGAGACUGAAAUGAGUUCUAAGUGAUUCUCACCAGAGCGUUGUUCAAUGAUCUCGUCUUCACUGAUCAGUCAUUAAUGUCACCCUCAACCAGUAAGGUAUAUCACGAUACAGGGACUUGACCAGCUACCUCUUGUACAUUUCUGAACAACUCCCAAUUUUCCAGUUCAUAAACUCUGGACUCUGUUCUCUUACUAACAAGUCCUCCACAGUAGCUUCCUUUUUAUCAUCUUAAAAACAGUUACUGGUUUCUGUCCUUGUUUGUUAAAGCCAGUUAGUUGACCCCGACUCAUAAAUUGCCACCUUUGUUUGUAUGCAAUUUGUUCAACUAAUGAUGUUUUGCAAUCUAUUUCUCUAUUCUACAUCACCAGCUGUUCAGCUUUCUUGGAAAGAUGUUAAAGGCAUGAUGUUUGCUGAAAAAAAGAAGAUACCUUAAUGUAUUGUUCUGAUAGUGUAUAUGAAGUUGUGUGUAUGAAGUUGUGUGUAUGUCUCUCCCUCUGUAAAUGGCAUUAGGGCUCUGAACAGAACAUCUCCUUUUCUCUCUGCUGUCACCCACAGGUACUGUGCUUUGUUUUUGUAAAGCUCAGGGAGGAUAGCUGCCAUUUUGCUCAUUUUUGUUGUUGUAUUUAGAUCACUUUACUCUGACGAACAGAGGUUGUAAAUAAACAUUUGAAUUUGCU
Messenger RNA from Oncorhynchus gorbuscha (pink salmon), 2203 nucleotides. RefSeq names its product LBH regulator of WNT signaling pathway (gene lbh). The record is from RefSeq and is a predicted model, not a curated record. Gene Ontology annotation, cellular component: nucleus. Bases 209 to 547 code for a protein of 112 amino acids. Lineage: Eukaryota; Metazoa; Chordata; Actinopteri; Salmoniformes; Salmonidae. The transcript is spliced from 3 exons. Gene Ontology annotation, biological process: positive regulation of DNA-templated transcription.